CAAUUUUCGCUUCGCUCGCUCCUUCUCUCUCUCUCUUCUCUGACCGGGAAAAGAAAAACCAUAGCAUUUAUCAGGGCACCCUAGAUUUCCUCUCUUUCUCUCUCUUGCUUUCUCUCUCUACUAUUGUUAUGGCCUUCGCUUCAUUUCUUGGAAGAGUCCUUUUCGCCUCCGUUUUCAUUCUCUCUGCUUACCAAGAAUUUAAUGAAUAUGGAGUUGAUGGGGGACCUGCAGCAAAAGCAAUCAGACCAAAGUUUGAUACCUUUAUAUAUCAAGUCCAUUCUCGAGUUGGCUUUCAAAUUCCUGAAAUUGAUAUGAAAUUAUUAGUUGCUGGGGCUAUUGCUCUCAAGGGCAUUGGAGGGAUUCUCUUCAUAUUUGGCAGCUCUUUUGGAGCUUUCCUUUUGCUUUUGCAUCAGAUGAUUGCUACUCCGAUACUGUAUGAUUUCUACAAUUAUGACAGUGAGGACAAAGAAUUUACUCCAUUUUUCCUCAAAUUUACACAGAAUAUGGCUCUCUUUGGUGCUUUGUUGGUUUUUAUUGGGAUGAAAAAUUCCAUUCCUAGAAGACAACCAAAGAAGAAGGCUCCCAAAACAAAAACCUAUUAGUAGCCGCAAUUUGAAGAUUCAUUUUGCAAGGGGUUCUCGGGUUGUUUCCUGGUUGCUCAAUGCCAUUCUUCAAUUCCCCAGGCCUUGGCUUGGGUGUUGGUCUGGUUCGGAACAAAUCUCCUACCAGUAUUGUAGAUGUAGCAUCUGUCUCGCGUGGAUUAUAUAUAUUUAUGGACAGAUGUUAUUGUAAGCAAAAUUAUAUGAUUACGUGGUUUCGGUUUACUUAUUUAAAGAUAUGACGACAGAU
Molecule: messenger RNA, 849 nt
Organism: Gastrolobium bilobum
Lineage: Eukaryota; Viridiplantae; Streptophyta; Magnoliopsida; Fabales; Fabaceae
Exons: 5
Coding region: 129-602 (157 amino acids)
Source: RefSeq, a predicted model, not a curated record